This is a messenger RNA of Phacochoerus africanus (Common warthog), 3755 nucleotides long. It is a transcript of the gene SLC60A1, whose product is annotated as major facilitator superfamily domain containing 4A. The coding region runs from base 76 to 1614 and encodes 512 amino acids. NCBI's taxonomy places the organism in Eukaryota, Metazoa, Chordata, Mammalia, Artiodactyla, Suidae. The record is from RefSeq and is a predicted model, not a curated record. The transcript has 10 exons.
CCUCCCGCUGGCGAAGCGGCACUCGGGCACCCGCGCGCGCCCGGACCAGCAGCCGCGAGCCCGCCGGCCGGGGCCAUGGGCUGCGACGUCCGCGUGUCGGGGCUGCUCCGCCGCAACCUGCAACCCACGCUCACCUACUGGAGCGUCUUCUUCAGCUUCGGCCUGUGCAUCGCCUUUCUGGGGCCCACGCUGCUGGACCUGCGCUGCCAGACGCACAGCUCGCUGCCCCAGAUCUCCUGGGUCUUCUUCUCGCAGCAGCUCUGCCUCCUGCUGGGCAGCGCCCUCGGGGGCGUCUUCAAGAGGACGUUGGCCCAGUCGUUAUGGGCACUCUUCACCUCUUCUCUGGCCAUCUCUCUGGUGUUCGCCGCCAUCCCCUUCUGCCGCAACGUGAAGGUGCUGGCCUCGGUCAUGGCGCUGGCAGGCCUGGCCAUGGGCUGCAUCGACACCGUGGCCAACAUGCAGCUGGUGAGAAUCUACCAAAAGGACUCUGCGGUCUUCCUCCAGGUUCUCCAUUUCUUUGUGGGCUUUGGAGCUCUGUUGAGCCCCCUCAUCGCCGACCCCUUCCUGUCUGAGGCCAACUGCUUGCCUACCAAUAGCACAGACAACAGCACCUCCGGCAGCCACCUGCUCCAUACCUCCAGGGUCCUGGGUCACCACCACGCUGCGGCCCAACCUUGGUCCAACCAGACACUCCCUGGGCUGCCCUCGCAGGAUGCGGCAGGGACCCGCGUGUCCUAUGCCUUCUGGAUCAUGGCCUUGAUCAAUCUCCCGGUGCCCAUGGCUGUGCUGUUUCUGCUGUCCAAAGAGCGGCUGCUGACCUGCUGCCCUCAGAGGAGGCCCCUGCUCCUGUCUGCAGAUGAGCUCGCCCUGGAGACACAGCCUCCUGAGAAGGAAGACACUGCCUCGCUGCCCCCGAAAUCUCACUCAGGCCAUGAGGACCUGUUCAGCUGCUGCCAGAGGAAGAACUUCAAAGGAGCCCCUUCGUCUUUCUUCGCCAUCCAUGUCACAGCCGCCCUGGUCCUGUUCAUGACUGAUGGGUUGACGGGGGCAUACUCCGCUUUCGUGUACAGCUACGCAGUGGAGAAGCCGCUGUCUGUGGGACACAAGGUGGCCGGUUACCUCCCCAGCCUCUUCUGGGGCUUCAUCACCCUGGGUCGGCUCAUCUCCAUUCCCAUCUCCUCCAGAGUGAAGCCAGCCACCAUGGUUUUUGUCAAUGUGGUUGGCGUGGUGGUGACGUUCCUGGUGCUUCUUGUUUUCUCCUACAACGUCGUCUUCCUGUUCGUGGGGACAGCCAGCCUGGGCCUGUUCCUCAGUAGCACCUUUCCCAGCAUGCUGGCCUACACUGAGGACAUCCUGCAGUACAAAGGUUGUGCGACCACAGUGCUGGUGACAGGGGCAGGCAUUGGCGAGAUGGUCCUCCAGAUGCUGGUCGGCUCGAUAUUCCAGGCUCAGGGCAGCUAUAGUUUCCUGGUCUGUGGCGUGAUCUUUGGUUGCUUGGCUUUUACCUUCUAUAUCUUGCUCCUGUUUUUCCACAGGAUGCACCCUGGAUUCUCAUCAGCCCCUCCCCAGGACAAACCACUUGGAAUGGAAAGCCUGGAGCGCUACCAGAGGUAAAACUAGGUGAAAGAGGCAGGCGAAGACUUCUGGCCCCUCGAACAAAGGGCUGAAGAAGGCUGGGGUAGCAGCAGAGGCAACCUCUCAAUGCCUCGGUUCUGAUCUUCACUGACACUUGGUUGGGUAGAAGAAAUUAAAUUGAGUUCUGGUACCUGGGUCCUCCCUGGGCAAAUCAUUAGAAGCUGACCUGGCUAUCCAAGUGACCACCCCCUUCCCUGGCUCAGACUUUUGGUAAGAGCGGGCCGGGAUACCCACUGGGAGGGAAGAACAUGGCUAGAUGCUUCCCUCCAUUGGCUGCCUCCUGCAUGGACCACACCCUGGGUUUGAAGAUCACUCUUAGUUGAAGUUUGACAAAAUAAGUUGAAAUUAUAAAGAGCUAUCUGUAGAUAAAUUUUAAGUUAAUCAAGACAAACCCGAAGUUAUUCCCUGGCAUGCUCAAAGGAUUUGUGUGCUUUUACUUAUUAAUAGGCCAAAGUCCCUCCAAUUCCUGCAGCUGCUAUCAGGAGUUCAUCUAUAAUCUAAAACAUGGGCAGGAAAAGUUGCAUCUUGGCUACCUUUGUGACAUUAAUUUGGUGGUAUGCUGGGCUAGCGCAUUCCAGCUUAUAAAAGCCAAUUGUUACACUUGCAUUUUGAGAGCUGGUUGUUAGACACAGCCGUUAUUUAACAUUAAAUCCUAGAAAUGAUUAUCUUCGUUUUUAGUGGAAUUUAACUACAACUCCUCAAAACUCACCACUCCCUAAUUGUUUUUAAACCUAUGCUCUUGAGGGUGUGUGUUGUAUCUGCAGGGUAGACAUACCACGUAAAGGUGGGCUUCUGUGUGUGUCUUUCCAACUCCACUUUCAGCGUUGUUAGCGGCUUGAGAUCAGCCACGGUGGGGGUAUUUACACCAUAGAAAUUGGCAAAAGCUAUAACCGGUGGCUUUAUUGUCUCCCUGGAGAGCCAUUUGAUAAAGAUACACCAGCAUACCACUGCUAGCUAUUCAUGCUAAUGGGUCCAGAAGAUGCCUGGGAGGAUGGAAUGGAUGUUCGGCUUUCCUUACUGCUUAUGUAAAAGGUAUAGAAAUAGCAUGAUGACUUUCUCAAAGAUAUCUUACUUUACAUCUUCUAUGGGGCGGGGGGAACUAUUUAUAUAUACCAUGUCAAAGUUCUUUAUAACAAAAAGCUGGACUACUGAACAAUUCAGGCUGUGCGGUAUACUGAAAGCUAUGUCUGUCCAGGAGUGUCACUUCCUGUCCAGGUCAGAUCUGGCAGUAGGAUGGAGAGAGCAGGCAAACUCAGCAGCUUGGCGGGGUAAGAGUGCCGAGACUCCUGUAAGUAGUGAAACGGCUGUUGACAGCGGCUUGUGUAUUCGUUUACCUGCACUUUGUGUAAAUAGAUGUAUAAAUAUCCAAAACAAGUGGCCCAUGGUUCUCAGUAGCCUGUCCAAAUGGUGUGUUUCACAGGCCCCACACUAAAAGGUUUAUCCUCGAACUGCAGGCAUCGUCUUAUAAGCCAGCUCCACCUGCCAUCGUCAUGGUACAGAGACGAGACUGGCCCUAGAGAGAUCUGGUUCAAGCACCUUUUAGUUGUGUGGCCCUGGACAGAUCACUGAGGCUCUUCCAGCCUUGCUUCUUUUUGUUUUUAAUCUGUAAAGAGACAUUUCUAAAAGAAACUUGCCCUACCUCAAAGGAAUUCUGAAAGAAUUAAGUGACUUUGUGUAAAGGGAUUAUUAUAUGCCUGACAUAGAAAUUUGCUUAACAACUGCUAGCCAUUUUUAUAACAUCCCCAUAGCAGUUUGGAGAUCGUUCAUAUGUUUGGUACGUAUUUAUUGUAAAUCGAACAGAUCCAAAUGCUUUUGAAAGCUGGUGGUCUAGGCAGCUUGGCGCGGUAAGAAUGCUGAGUUUUAACUAUGUCUGUAAAUACCUAAAAGUAUUAGAUGGCCGCCAAAAUUACAUGUGCAUUCUAACCAUAGCGAGUAACUAACCUGGGAGAAUAGAAAGCAGCUAUAUUUUUCUUGUGGUUUUUCAAGAAAACAUCCUUUUUAUACAGUUAGAAGAAUCAAUGGCUCCAUCUAAGGCGAUCAUGAUUAAUUUGUGACUACAGAAAACAAGAUGGAAACAGAUCUAAGAGUACCUUUCCUAAAAUAAAAUAUUUUAAAUUGAA